Molecule: messenger RNA, 432 nt
Organism: Knipowitschia caucasica
Lineage: Eukaryota; Metazoa; Chordata; Actinopteri; Gobiiformes; Gobiidae
Source: the annotation of a GenBank genome assembly
AUGCCGGUGUUUGGGUGUGAGCCAGAGAGCGCCCCCUGUGGCUGGAUGCGGUGGUGCGCACGGGGCCUGGGGCAGAGAGCGGCCCCUGACUCACACUUAAACCUUUUACCGAGCGCUGCUGGCCCCGACUCUGCCAAAAAGCUACACCCUGCCGCCUCCACCGGGCUCCUCCGGGCUCCUCCGGGCUCCUCCGGGCUCUUCCGGGCUCCUGUGGGUCCUCUGGGCCCGGAUUACUCCUCCGGGCUCCUCUCGAAGCCCGUGGAGAAACAGAUGAGCGGCUGUCAUCGCGCUUAUGAAUGUGCGCACACACUUUCCCCGCGACACCCAGCGCGACAGCACCCAUCCGUCUGCCGCGGCCAUCCAUCUCGGCGCGCGCAGCCCACCCGAGCGCCGCUUCCUCACCGCUAUCUGGCAAAUGCGGCUGAGAGAUGA